This is a messenger RNA of Tarenaya hassleriana, 2514 nucleotides long. RefSeq names its product type I inositol polyphosphate 5-phosphatase 4. The coding region runs from base 345 to 2003 and encodes 552 amino acids. Gene Ontology annotation, molecular function: inositol-polyphosphate 5-phosphatase activity; phosphatidylinositol-4,5-bisphosphate 5-phosphatase activity; phosphatidylinositol-3,4,5-trisphosphate 5-phosphatase activity. The transcript has 12 exons. NCBI's taxonomy places the organism in Eukaryota, Viridiplantae, Streptophyta, Magnoliopsida, Brassicales, Cleomaceae. Gene Ontology annotation, biological process: phosphatidylinositol dephosphorylation. The record is from RefSeq and is a predicted model, not a curated record.
CCCCAUUCGGGUUCCGAGGCUUUUGUCUCAAAACCCCCUCUCUCUCUCUCUCUCUCUCUCUCUCUCUCUCUCUCUCUCUAUCAUCUCGCUUUCUUUAUUCACUUCAAGAUUCGAUAGUUUGCAAUGUGCCCGGAAACGAGGCUCCUUGUCUCUCCCUGACUCUGUCUCUCUUUGUAUGUUUCCGGGCUUCUUUAUAAAUGUCUCGCAUGAUUCGCCUCUUCUCUUCUGUUCCUUAACAAACUCUGCCCCUAAAACACAGCUUGCCUUAAUCUUAGGUUAGGGACGCUUAUGCCUUCUUUUCUGCUCUAACAGAUUAAUUCCGAAUCAGAGAUCUCUUCCCAUUUAUGGAGGUGAAAAGGGCAAUGGGCGAUGGAAGCAACAAGAAAAAAAAGGCUUCAUGGCCGAAAGCACUGGUAAAAAAAUGGCUCAACAUCAAGAUCAAAGCACAGGACUUUCACGCAGACGAUGCUGACUUCUGCCAUGAAUGGAGGAACAGUUUUAGAGAGAGAGAAGGAUGCACUGCUGCCACUCUCAAGAAAAGCAAAACUGUUAAGAAGAACGCCGACAGACCUCGCCGAUCCAAAUUCGAUUUCGAUCCAUCUCUCGUUAAACAAGUGUACAACAACUAUACGGUUUUCGUUGCCACAUGGAAUGUCGCCGGAAAAUCUCCCCCGAGUUGUCUGAGUCUCGAAGGUUGGCUUCCCACCUCUCGUCCAGCCGAUAUUUACGUUCUUGGUUUUCAGGAGAUCGUCCCUCUGAAUGCCGGUAAUGUUUUGGGCGCUGAAGACAACGGGCCUGCGAGAAAAUGGCUCGCUCUCAUCAGGAAAACAUUGAACAGUCUUCCCGACAACAGUGACAGCUGCCGGACUCCGUCACCGGUUCCCCACCCGGCCGCUGAGCUUGAUUCUGACUUCGAAGGCGAGUCUAUUGAGUCAAAGCCGUCUUUUUUCCACCGGAGGUCAUUCCAAUCCCUGGGCCAGAGCAUGUGGAUGAUGGACCAGGACAUCUCAGGCGUGCAGCCGCACCUCGACCGGAGGUUCAGUGUCUCUGACCGCGUCAUGUUCGGCCACAGGCCAAGGGAUUAUGAUCCGAACUUCAGAUACUGUUCGUCUGAUGAGGAUAAUGCACAGGCAGAUUCGCCCUUGUACUGCCACUACUUGCAAGACUCACCCGCCUCUAGAAGUGGAUCUUUAGUGACAGAUGACAGGGAAAGGCAGACGGAGAAAUCGAGGUACUGUUUAGUGGCGAGCAAGCAAAUGGUGGGAAUAUUCUUAACCGUGUGGGUAAAGAGUGAUCUCAGGGACAGCGUCAGGAACCUCAAAGUGUCUUGCGUUGGACGAGGAUUGAUGGGUUAUCUUGGAAAUAAGGGCUCGAUUUCAAUCAGCAUGUUGGUUCACCAGACGAGCUUCUGCUUCGUCUGCAGCCAUUUGACGUCUGGACAGAAAGAGGGCGACGAGCUGAGAAGAAACUCUGACGUUUUGGAGAUUCUGAGGAAAACCAGAUUCCCAAGAGUCAACGGUGCUGACGAAGAGCAAUCUCCUCAGACUAUUCUACAGCACGAUCGGGUAAUCUGGCUUGGGGACUUAAACUACCGCAUAGCACUUUCAUACCGGUCAGCAAAGGCCCUUGUCGAGAUGAGAAACUGGAGAGCCCUGCUCGAGAAAGACCAGCUGCGGUUAGAACAAAGAAAAGGGCGUGUCUUCGAGGGAUGGAAUGAGGGGAAGAUAUACUUCCCUCCCACUUACAAAUUCUCUGACAAUUCAGAUAGAUAUGCCGGCGGUGACAGGCUUCCCAAGGCCAAGAGAAGAACUCCUGCAUGGUGUGACCGCAUACUGUGGUAUGGGAGAGGCCUGAAUCAGCUAUCAUAUGCUCCGGGGGAAUCGAGAUUCUCUGAUCACAGGCCGGUGUACAGCCUGUUCUCGGCAGAGGUGGAAUCGAUAAGCAGAAACCGGAUCAGGAAAAGCUCCAGGAUCGAAGUCGAAGAGAUGCUGCCUCGUCCAUAGGGGUUUUACCGAACUCAGUGUAGUAACGGAUGCAUCAGAAGUCAUGUACAUGUGCAGAGGCAGAUGCCCAGGAAACACCAAAAAGGAUGGGAAAGAUACUCAGCGUGGUGGAACGUCCAUUGCUCAUGAAGAAUACAAUCCUUUCUGAUUAAGACAAAACGACAAACUAACAAGGAGCGAAUGUGCAGAAUCAUAAACAUUGGUGGGUUUGGAGCUCUGAUAUGAUGAGAGACAUGUGCGGAGGAAUCGACAGGCAUCUGGAGAAAAGGAGUGAAGAUUAUCUUGAGUCUGUAUUGGAUUUGUUUCUUUCAGAAGGUUAUUUUUGGAGGUAUUUUCAACGUGACCACUUAAGGUUUCAUAUAUAUGGUUUGUGAGGGGGUUUUGGGAGAUGAGGAGUAUAUUUCGGAAAGGUUUUGGGGCCGGGUCUCGAGAGAGAACCUCUCGUUAAACAAGUUCUUCGGUUUGUAUUUCCCUUGUUGAUCAAUCAAUGUCGUUGUUAAUUUGGAUUUUA